This is a messenger RNA of Lineus longissimus, 2045 nucleotides long. RefSeq names its product zinc finger protein 3 homolog. The annotation marks the transcript as partial. Gene Ontology annotation, cellular component: nucleus. The record is from RefSeq and is a predicted model, not a curated record. The transcript has 3 exons. Gene Ontology annotation, molecular function: DNA-binding transcription factor activity, RNA polymerase II-specific. Lineage: Eukaryota; Metazoa; Nemertea; Pilidiophora; Heteronemertea; Lineidae. Gene Ontology annotation, biological process: regulation of transcription by RNA polymerase II.
UUGCAGCGAUUUCCCCCAUCAGAUGUAUUGAGUCAUUUGAGAGGAUAUCGUCACAAAUGUCAUUUCUGUGGACGACUUUUUGCUGACAAUACGAGAUUGACCCACCACGUCCGUACCCAUACUGGUGAAAGACCAUUCAAGUGUUCGUUCUGUGGGAAAAGUUUUAUUCAGAAAGGGGCACUGAAAACUCAUGAGAGGAUUCACACAGGAGAAAAACCAUUUCAAUGUCAAAUUUGUGGGAAGGAAUUUUCUGAUGGUUCAUACUUCAGAAAACACAAACUUUUUCAUUUGGCGGACGGUGAACGAUACCGCCAGUUGAUGAUGUACUCAUCAUAUUCUGCUGGUCAGUUGGGAGAUCCUCGGCCCGUUUGUGAUUUCUGCGGCCGGCACUUCAGGGAUAAAUCAAGACUAAGAGAGCACAUCAGGGUCCACACCGGUGAAAAGCCAUUUGGGUGCAAAGUCUGCGGUAAAGCUUUUCGUCUGAAAGAGCAGCUAAAAGCGCAUGAAAGGAUUCACACAGGAGAGAAACCAUACGCUUGUCACAUUUGUGGGAAAGCAUUUGCUGAUCUAUCUUCCUGUCGGAAGCAUAAACUUGGUCAUCAGAUGCAAUGAGUACAUUCAAGCCUAAACGGGUUUCUUUCCCUACCUCCCAAGAAUUCUGGACAUGAUGGGCUGUCCGCAUCUCGCUAGGCAGUGCUGGCUGUCACUAUAUUCAACUUUUGUCUUACUGGAGAAUUUAGUUCUAUUUUGGUCUGACAGUGGCCUUUUGGUGAUUUGGUGAUCAAGUUUUGAACUGAAUCAAAUUCUGCGAUUAUAAAUAUUUGCAUGGCUUUUACUGCAUAUUUUGCAUUUACAGGUGAUUGUGGAAAUAUAUGACAACAAAACAGAAAAAAAUCUUAUUGAAAAUAUUGUUACACGGUUGUCCAAACACUAAAUUGAAAGUACGGAAAAGUUCUAAUUUCUCAAAACUGCAAAAUAAAAUGACCAAUACUUCUUGGUUUACAGUGUAUUGGUUGAUUCAAUAAACAAUUUCACGUCACUUCACUUUGUAAUCUGACCGGUAUUUCCCUUAUAAAUCCAUUAUCCACCCUCCUCAAGUCAAUAAGGGAGUGAUCAGACCCCUAACCAGGAGAGCCUUCAACAUCUGUGCACCCAAACAUCUGGAAUCAGAAUGGCACUACACUCAACAGUCUUUCACAACCAACAAUGGAUACCCUACAGAUGUUGUCGAGAAAACCAUCAGAUGCACCAUCGAUAACCAUAUGAGACAGGACAGGCCGUAGAAAUCACCUGCAUAUAGAUCAUCACCCACUCCCUUAUAUAGUGCUUCACACAAAAUCUAAAGACUAACAUGCAGUUAGAAGAAGACUAUAAGAGAAAACUAACUUAGGCUUUUCAGAUCAAGAGACACCAGCCAUCUCUGAACAGACGAGGGCCUUUUCAUACCAACAGCUUACAAUUAUAUAAUAAACUGUUAGGGCCAAAUUCAUAAAGGGCGUUUAGCUUAAAACAGCGAUUAACUACUGAAUAGACAGAUUCAGGUCCUUCAUGUAAAUCUUCGCAGAAUAUGAAUAGGCCUCGAAACUGAUUAGAGAGAAGUUACACGCGUCUAACCCUUAAACGCCCUUUACGAAUUUGGCCCUUAGUGUAUUUAGUAGUUCUCUGUGUGUCAGUUGCUAAUCCCUUCUAUGUGUGACAUAACACACUUUACAUGUUCUUGAGACUAUGGAUCAUUCAGACACUUGACAAGGCACAGUGAAGACUGUUGGAAACAUCUUGUACAAGGACUAUUAGAAAGUGAUCCAAACCCUUCUAAAAAUGACAUUCAAGGAUAGUGUUGACAGAAAAUAAUUAAUAUCUAAGAGUAUUUGCAUAUGAAAAUCAUUCAACUUAUUUGACUCUUCAGCAUAUCAAAUAAACAUUUAAUAACCAAAUACAUUUUCAGAUUUCUGUGUUUGUGUAGGUGUGUGUGUCAGCUAUUAACUUUGUAACUAUGUAUUUUGUAAGACUUUAAAAUGUUUUCAUUUUCUAUUUUCAGUUUGUCU